GACAUAGACUUUGACUUAACAAACAUGGAAAAUAUUCUUGAUAUUCCUAGUCUGAGUGACAUGAUCCGUGGGGUAAUAGAUGAUGUUGUGGCAGGAUUUGUGGUUCUUCCAAACAGGAUCACAGUACCUUUGACUGAUGUUGAUCCUUAUGAACUGAAAUACCCCAUGCCUGAUGGUCUUCUUCGCAUUGAAGUCCUGGAAGCUAAAGACUUGAUCAAGAAAGACAUUGGUAUCAUAUCUAAGGGUUCUUCAGAUCCAUAUGUUAUUCUCAGAGUGGGAGCCAAGACAUUCCGCACAAAGACAAAGGACAGCACAGUGAAUCCAAUAUGGAAUGAAGUGUUUGAGGCCUUUGUGGACAACUCACAUGGUCAGAAAAUAAAGAUUGGUGUCUUUGAUGAAGACAAAGCGUCUGAUGAUGAAUCUCUUGGAACUGUUGAGGCUGAUAUCGGUACCAUUGUCCAACAAGGCAAUGUUGAUUUGUGGCUUCCAUUAGAGAAUGUGAAGAGUGGCCAGAUCAACUUGAGAUGCACAUGGUUCACACUGACUGCCAAACCAGAUGAUCUCUCACCGCCUGACCAAGCCAUUAUUGGUGAGGAGAUGUUAGCAACAGCAGCUCUUUUUGUUAAACUGGACUCAGCCAAGAAUCUUCCAGUGACAAAUGCUGCCCGUGGUACCACAAGUGCAUUCUGCAAACUUACUGUUGGAAAUGUCACUUUCCAGAGCAAGACCAUUCAAGACUCCAUCAGUCCAGUGUGGGAAGAACCAUUUCGCUUCAUGAUCCAUGAUCCUAACUAUCAGGAAUUGGAUAUUGAGAUUUUUGACAGCAGCAAGGAGAAAAGCAUUGGUAAACUGGAGUUCCCCUUGGCUCAGCUUCUGAAGAAUGAGAACAUGACAUUUGAACAACCUUUCCCCUUGAAGGAUUCAGGCCACAACAGUACUUUGACUUGCAGGUUUACACUGAAGGUAAACAUAUUCAAACUGUGGUCCCAGAGAGAUGAUCAUCAGUAUGUCUUUUCACCCGUCAUUGCCAAAUUUGGUGCUUUGUCAAGAUUUCAGUUUCUGUGA
Messenger RNA from Pocillopora verrucosa, 1065 nucleotides. NCBI's taxonomy places the organism in Eukaryota, Metazoa, Cnidaria, Anthozoa, Scleractinia, Pocilloporidae. The record is from RefSeq and is a predicted model, not a curated record.